Salvia miltiorrhiza (redroot sage) is the source of this 1686-nucleotide messenger RNA. Its product is annotated as disease resistance RPP8-like protein 3. The transcript has a single exon. Bases 1 to 1686 code for a protein of 561 amino acids. Gene Ontology annotation, biological process: defense response. The record is from RefSeq and is a predicted model, not a curated record. Lineage: Eukaryota; Viridiplantae; Streptophyta; Magnoliopsida; Lamiales; Lamiaceae. Gene Ontology annotation, molecular function: protein binding; ADP binding.
AUGGAGAUGCCUGUUUUUGAUGUUCAUGAGAUGAAAACUUUGGAUUCUAAGAAGAGCUGGCAAUUGUUUUUGAAAACAAUAAACCAUGGCAACAAAUUGAUGGGCGAACACAAAUUCCCAAUGAAGUUUGAGCGUAUGGGAAAACAAAUGUUGAGAAAAUGUGGCGGUCUGCCGUUAGCUAUAAAAGAGGUGGGAAAGCAGUUAGUGGAAAAGAAACUCUCAAGACGGGGUGAAUGGGAACAACUUCUUGAAUCAGUUGAUUUUGGUUCAACAUUGAAGUUAUUGGAACCAUUUUACAAUAAAUUGGAUCCCAAACUGGAUUCAUGUUUCUUGUCUAUGGCCUUCUUCAAGGAAAAUACAACUUUGAGGGCAGAAAAGUUGACACAGAUUUGGGUUGUAGGAGGAGUAGUGGAUUCAGAAGAUGAAUGUAAACCAUAUUUAGAUGGUUUAGUCAAUGAAUCUUUUAUUGCAGUCAAGGACAAGAGCACGGAGUAUAGCAUGAAUACUCUGCUACAUAUGCUAUCCAUCCAAAAGGCUGAGGAGAAACUUAGUUUUGAGAUCCAAAGGAACAAUGGAAAUAAUCGACCUUCUGAGAGUCCUCGUCAUCAUCGUGUUAUCAUUUGUAGCAGAGACAAGUUCAACUACUCCACGGAUAAAGAUAAACUUCUUAUUUCUCUCUUCUUCCAUGGAGGUGGUUACUUUGACACUAAUUCAUCUUAUUGGAAGAGCUUUGAACAGCUUAAGAUACUUGACUUGGAAGAUUUUGGGUUGAAGACUUUACCGGAAACUAUCGGCACAUUGAUGGAAUUAAGAUACUUGGGAUUGAGAAACAAUUACUUACAAGAGCUCCCUGACUCGCUGGGGUGCUUGGAAAAGCUUGAGGUUCUUGACAUAGCUCAAAACUUUAUGGUGGAGGUGCCAGAUAUUAUAUGGGAAAUUUGUAGCCUUCGCCACCUCUACUUGUCUAAUGUGAUUUGCCGGAAGCCUUCCAAGAUAGCCGCGCUACAGAAUUUGAAGACCUUAACCUACGUCUCGGUUGAUAAUUUGACAUAUGAGCUCUCGGACUUAAAAAUGUUGAGGUUUCUUGAGAAAUUGGGGAUAGAAGAAUUGGACGGAAACUCAGAUGUAAGCAAGCUCUUUGUGGCAUUGGCUGUGUUGGAGAGUCUUAAACACCUAAUCUUAAGAGGGUAUCGUUUCAGAAGCAUGCCUUGUUUGGAUGAGCUUGGUAUUCUGCGCAGUGUUCGUACACUCAAAUUGGAUGGACUCCUUUCCAGGUUACCAAGUAAUCUCCCUCGAAAAAUUGAAUCAUUGACGUUGAUUGAUAGCUGUCUUGAUGAAGAUCCCAUGCCUCUACUUGGGAAGUUACCCAAGCUAAAAUACCUCAAGUUGCGGAACGCAUACACUGGUCAAGAAAUGGUGAUCUUGCACGAUGGCUUCGUCAGUCUCAAAGCCCUGUGCAUUGAAGAGUUGUGGAAUCUGAGAAAUGUACAAUGUCCUAAAUAUGCAAUGUUUGGGCUCCAGAAAUUAGAAAUCCAUGAUUGUCCAUAUCUGGAUACCCUCUCGAAAACGAUUGGGCCGAAGAACCGUCUGAAGGAGUUAAAGAUGGUGACAACCAAAAGCAUUGCGACAAAGAUCAAGAAUCUAGACUUAAUCUCCGAGAUAGGCAUCGUGAAUAUCAAUCCAUGA